AGCUGCUGCAGUGCCAUCUCUAAAACGCUGGCGUUUCUCUCACCGAAUGGUUUACCUUUUAAGCAAUGCAAACAAAUUACAGGCAUACACGUAACCAGUGGCUGUCAAUUGAAGCGAGAACCGGCAGCUAGGCAAACAAACAAGGCAUUCCAACCGGCGAAAAAAUCGAUCGGACUUCCAGUGGAUCAGUUGUGACGUGUGACACAUCCGCGAUUCGAUUGACCACCAGCACACACAGAUUGAUUCAAUUUCGAUUUCGAUUCGAACCAAACCAAUCCGGAUCUGAGUUCCCCAGAAUCUGCGAAAUCUGCCAGCCUGGCGGUCGCUGGAGUGUGACGUGCGACCCACGACCCGCAGAUAAACACACAUACACACCAGUAGAUGCUGACGAUUCCAGCUGGGCCCGUGCCCGAUGCUGGACACGCUUGUUGGACACGGCUGCUCGACACGGGUGCUUUGCUGUAGGAGAGCCAGCCCAGGGCUUCCAAUCCCACCGAAUCCGAUUAGCCAGCUUCACACCAAUGCCUCUGCAGCGGUAGAGACGCAGCGCAGCAGACACCCACCAGCACCACCACCACCCACCAAUUCCUCCCCUACAAGAAGAUGCGAUCGCGCAAGGUGCUUCUGGUAGUCGGCUUUCUGGUUACGUGGACCUAUGCCACCUACUAUCUGCUGUUGCGCCACACGGGCGUCAGCACCAGCCGGAAUCAAGCGCAUCAGGCCUACAAGCUCAAUUCGCAGGCACGCGAGGCCAGCCAGCAGAGUCACCAUUUGGCUCAGAAUGUCUUCGAGUUUGUCAAAAUGAAGUACCUGGAGAAUCAGUCACCGUCGCCGGCCUCCACGCCCCAGAUAAGCAUCGUUGCCGCCGAAAUAUCAGCAGAGCUGCCCGAGCAGCUGGCGGCCAAGGCGCCCACGGCACGCAUUCCGACGAAAACAUAUCUGGCCAACGGCGAGCCCGUCUUCCCAGUCCUGGUCUUCGCCUGCAAUCGGGUGUCAGUGAAGAAGUGCAUCGACAAUCUGGUCCAGUACAGACCCAGCGUUGAGCAGUUCCCCAUUAUAGUGUCACAGGACUGCGGCGACGAGCCCACCAAGGAGAUAAUCCUCUCUUACGGCAACCAGGUUACGCUUAUCGAGCAGCCUGAUCUCAGCGACAUCACCGUGCUGCCUAAAGAGAAGAAGUUCAAGGGCUACUACAAGAUAGCCCGACACUACGGCUGGGCAUUGAACACCACCUUCGGCGUGGGCUUCGAGUUCGUCAUCAUAGUCGAGGACGAUCUGAACGUGGCGCCAGACUUUUUUGAGUACUUCCUGGGGACGCAUAAGCUGCUCAAACAGGACUCCAGCCUGUGGUGCGUUUCUGCCUGGAACGACAACGGCAAGGCUGCCGUAGUGGAUGCAGCGCAGCCGGAGCUGCUCUACCGCACCGACUUCUUUCCCGGUCUCGGCUGGAUGCUCACCAAAGAGCUGUGGGGCGAGCUGUCGGUCAAAUGGCCCAAAUCCUUCUGGGAUGAUUGGAUACGUCAUCCGGCCCAGCGCAAAGAUCGCGUGUGCAUAAGGCCCGAAAUAUCGCGCACUCGCACGUUUGGAAAAAUAGGCGUAUCCAACGGUUUGUUCUUUGAUAAGUAUCUAAAGCACAUUAAGCUCAGCGAGGACUUCGUGCAGUUCACGAAAAUCAAUAUGAGCUACUUGCUGAAGGACAAUUACGAUAACACGUUUCUGCGACGCGUAUACACGUAUCCCAUUGUUACGUACGAUGAACUGCGUCGAAACCUCAUCAGAAUUGAAGGACCAGUUCGCAUCCAAUACACUACUAGGGAGCAAUACAAGCGGACAACCAAGAUGCUGGGGCUGAUGGAUGACUUUAAGAGCGGUGUUCCUCGAACUGCCUACCAUGGCAUCGUCUCCUUCUACUACAACAAACGGCGCGUGCACUUGGCACCGAAUGCCAACUGGAAGGGCUAUGAGCUCUCUUGGAGCUAACGACGCUAAAGCCUGAACAUCGCCAACUCCACCUCCUCUACCACACAGCUAGCUCGUGUGCUUGUAAUACCAAAAAAUAGCCCUAUGAAUAUUUUAUUUUUGUUUGACCAAUUAGCUAAGUUGUAACUAUGGAAUCUCCUCGAACAGCAAUUGCUGUUUAUUGCCAUCGCGACGGGCGGGGAGUUUGGAGAUCGACUCUUUGAGCAGUCAUUGGUUUCAUCGAACUCCCUAACCUGCGGCCUACUGUUGGCGUAACAAAAUCAAAUCAAAUGAGUCUCCACUAUGUAUAGUAGUUAACCGAACUGUGUGUGUGGCAAGAGCCCAAAAGUGUUCCAUUCUAGCACGCCACACAAGCAACGCAAUGAAUUGUAAAUAAGUCAGUGUCGUUCGCUUUUGUUACAGCUCUCUAAAUCUCUCAAUUUACCAUGUUAAAUUGCAUAUAGUUAUAGCAAUGGUUAAGUUAUGGUAUUCAGCAUGUAACUCUUAGCAUUUAAGUUGAUCCAUCUCGAGUUCUAACGCUAACGGACGUGUAAUAUUUGUGAUUUGUGAUUUUUAAUUAAUUAAUUUACAUUUAUUAAUUGUUGAGAGCCAGUCAGUAAACGAUACCCGACCCACAAUGUAACAUAGAAUAGCAAUAACUAGCGCUAGAACUAGAACUAGGACGAGAACUAGACCAGUGUUGGGCCACAAGGGGUGAGCCAAUAAUCCCGGGCAGGUCUGAAAGUGUGCCACUCUCAGCUAGUUGUAAUGGAAUCUACACAGACGAGACAUGUACUCUACCCCCUAUGACUACCCUUUGUAUGAGCAUAUUUUUGUGUGUGAGAGACGUACGGAACAUAAAUUCUAAAGAUUAAA
Messenger RNA from Drosophila suzukii, 2835 nucleotides. RefSeq names its product alpha-1,3-mannosyl-glycoprotein 2-beta-N-acetylglucosaminyltransferase (gene Mgat1). The record is from RefSeq and is a predicted model, not a curated record. Gene Ontology annotation, cellular component: Golgi apparatus. Gene Ontology annotation, biological process: protein N-linked glycosylation. NCBI's taxonomy places the organism in Eukaryota, Metazoa, Arthropoda, Insecta, Diptera, Drosophilidae. Gene Ontology annotation, molecular function: alpha-1,3-mannosylglycoprotein 2-beta-N-acetylglucosaminyltransferase activity.